GGGGUUGAAGCGGAGGAUACCGUCUUCAUUAACGAGGCGCAAUACGCUGGGGUCAUGGCCAAGGACACUGUCUUUAUCAAUGAGGCUCAGUAUGCUGGUGUAAAGGAUGUCGACACCGUUUUCAUCAACGAGUCGCAGUAUGCUGCAGUCAAGGACGUGGACACUGUAUUCAUUAACGAAGCACAGUACGCUGGAGUCAAGGCCAAGGACACCGUUUUCAUCAAUGAGGCCCAGUACACCAGUGUG
This is a messenger RNA of Exserohilum turcica Et28A, 246 nucleotides long. RefSeq lists its product as uncharacterized. NCBI's taxonomy places the organism in Eukaryota, Fungi, Ascomycota, Dothideomycetes, Pleosporales, Pleosporaceae. The record is from RefSeq and is a predicted model, not a curated record. The transcript has a single exon. The annotation marks the transcript as partial.